This is a messenger RNA of Ostreococcus tauri, 879 nucleotides long. Its product is annotated as unnamed product. Bases 1 to 879 code for a protein of 292 amino acids. The transcript has a single exon. The record is from RefSeq and is a predicted model, not a curated record. Lineage: Eukaryota; Viridiplantae; Chlorophyta; Mamiellophyceae; Mamiellales; Bathycoccaceae.
AUGCCCUUUAGGCUGCCCCGCGCGCGUCCCCUAUACCUCGGAAUCCUCUUCGGUGUAUUCAGCGCACUCGUCGCGUGCGCCGUGGCCGCCUCCGAGGUCGCGCGCGGCGCGAGAGAGCGCACGCCCGGGGAAAAACUCACGUUUACACUCGAACACUCCAUCGAUGGGAAAACGUUCACGGCGACGGGCGUCGUCCACAGCAAACUCGCGGUCGAUCGCUCGGACGCGCGAAACUUUCGAUUGAGCGCCCCAAAGGCGGAGCGUGAGAGAUUGAGCGAGAGCGACGCGGAGAAGCUGAACGCGCUCGCGAAGGCGGGCGGAACGUACCGGGUGCGCGCGCCGAGCGACUUGACGAAUUCGGAGAGCGGGAAAUGGGUCAUGGCGAGCGUGGACGCGAGAUGUUUGUUAGAUGGAGGGUUGGAAGACGUCUUGACCGUGCACGCAGACGAUCGGGGGAGGGCGUACGGGAUCGAGUACGCGACGGCGCGCGGCGGGUGCGGCGGCGAGCGAAACGGAGGCGCGGAGCAAAAGGUAAAGACGGGCGCGAUGUUUCGAACGACGGUACAGGUCAGAGUCGGUAAAGACGCACCAGGGUUGAACCCGAACGCGCCCACGGACGUUCGAGGGCACAGCGCGCCAGCGACGGGGAAACAAAAGGAGGCGGAGAAGAGGCGCGAGGCGGAGCGUCUAGCAAAGGAAAGACGCGACGGCGCGAUGCCUCCGAGCGAGAAACGAACGGAGACCUUCUUCCAGAAACAUUGGAUGAGAAUCAUGUUGAUGGCUUACGUGGCGGCGUACCUGUGCGCGCCGCAAGACGCGAACGCGCGCGCGGGGGCGCAGCGCCGCCUGGACGCGAUGAAAGCGAAGAAAAGACGAUGA